Messenger RNA from Cotesia congregata, 3786 nucleotides. NCBI's taxonomy places the organism in Eukaryota, Metazoa, Arthropoda, Insecta, Hymenoptera, Braconidae. The record is from the annotation of a GenBank genome assembly.
AUGACGUCUCCGCCAAAUAUUACAUUCGGUUAUUUACAAAUGGAAGAACGCUAUAAAAAUUUAGAGCGUUCUAUCAAGAAGAUGCAGUUGAAUCAACGGAUAAAUGAGACUGGAACUAACCAAGUACUUGACUCUCGAUCCUGUGCUUCAAGUGUCAACGGUAAUAUGCUGGAUUGCGAGACGAGUUCACGAGUUGGCAGCGAGGUUGUCUCGUCAAGUACAAACAUGCGGAAUAUACUUUCUCAGCGAUUAAAUACACCAACCCACGGUAUUACGACAUCAAGUGUCAAAAAUUCUCCAGAAGUUAUAGAUCGUGCCAUAAUGCCGCCGCCGAAAACAAUUGGCAUCCUCGCUCAUUCAUCCCGGAGAAAUUCAUUGGCGAGUCCUCAAAUAGUUCCCAAGACAACGACUUCUGGAAUUGAAUCUAACACCAGUGUUAUUUCAGCAAUUAACUAUCCAUCAGCUAGCGAAUUUGAUAAACAAAAAUCCAAUAUUUUACACUCCACCUUGGACACGAGCAAACCUGAUCGUAUUUUUCAACGAUGGAAAGUUGCUCUGAGUAACACAGGCGAGCUGCUCAUUAAAGGUUUCAUAGAAGGCAAUAAAUAUGUUCGCAGCAAGCCGGUAGUCGAACGCAUCAACUCAACAACUGUUAAAUCUUUUUUCUCACACAUUUAUAGUCUUGAAGGGCGCAUUCAUGACGAAGCGAAAGAGUUACCCGAGUAUGUGCGUGGUAAAUUUUACAAUGGGUUUCCAGAUGAUUGGAAAAAUGUUCACCAUGUAUGGCAAAGUUUCGUCGCUGGUGGUUGUAGUGAUAAUUUUCGCUGGCCGACACCAAUCACCGACAGCGAUGAUGAUUUAAUAAGUGAAAUAACUGAGGUAAAUAAUUCCAAGUCCCUAAAGCGUUCACGGGCUCGAAAAAGAUUAUUGAGAAAUCAUGAAAGUACUGGAGACUUUUUAAAAAAGUCUUUAAUUGAGUCAUCUGUUAAACAAAAGCUUUCGUCACCCAGACAUCCCUCCGUUAAAUCAGCAGCUCAGAUAUCUGGAGAUCCACAGAGUUCAAUUUUUCAAACUCCAACUGAAUCACUCCAAAAAGAUUUGAAUAAGAGUCCUAGGUCUCGAUCGAGAGUUAAUCAAGAAGUAGCCGCGGAUUCUGAUAAUGAGUCACGUCAAGCUGUCGAUAAAGUUUUAGGAACAAUUUUAUUAAACAGCGCAAAUGUACAACCUUCUGAUGAACAAUUGGAAACGUUGAAGGCUUUUUCAAUUCUGUUGAAAAAUAAAAAAUAUUCGGUUGAGUUCUUGGAGAAUAUUGUUGAAAUGUCUAACUCGUUGAUGAGUGUCAUAUCUCGGACGUCUGAUGAACAUCCAGCUGAGAGCAAUCAGUUUUCAAUGAUUGAGAGUAACAUUUCGUCAAAGAAUCAUAGCGCUACUUAUACAAAAGCUGGAAUUAAUAAAAAUUUAUCCGCUAAAUCCAAUAAAAUGUUGAGAGAACAAGUUGUUGAUCAAGUAUCGAGUAAACAUUCUGCUAAAAAUAAUUCAAAGUAUGUUCCAGUUCGUAGAAAAUUGACUAAUCGUCAUUAUGAUACUUCAGAUGAGUUUGACAGCCAUGAUGAUGAUGAACCCUACGACAGCCGGUAUGCUUUAAAAUCACGCUUAGUCCGAAUUCCCAGUAAAAGAUUACCCGAACGACCGGGAAGAGUUAAUCAUGCUAGACGUAGGCGUUCACUUGAUUCUGAGAGUAGCGACUUAGAUGAAUUUGCACAUAAAAAUAAGAAAUCUUUGGUAAGUCCCGCGUAUGAUGAUCGAAGGAAAAAUACCAAUGUUGUCGAACCGGAGCAAAAGAAGUUUUUACGAAAUGAAAUAAGAAAACCAAUACAGUCUCAGCAUACUGUCAGGAACUCACGAAUACCCCUGCCACGCUCAGUUUAUCUUCAUGAUCGUGGAGGAGCUGAAUCAGCUUCAACAAUCACAGGAUUUUUAGCAAACUACGACUCUUGUGCCAGCAUCACUGAAGAUGAGCGUGCGCUUCGGACUAUGGGUCGACAAAAUAUUCAUUUAGAACAAAAUAAAAAAAUGACUGUUCCAGUAGGGCCUAAAUAUCCACUGUGCUAUGAUUCGUGUAUAAGUAUCACCGAAGAUGAGUCAAGUAGACUUAAAAAGGUAAUUAAAGAAAAUAAUUACAAGAAGCCGAUACUUCAGGAAAAAAAUGCUCAGUAUUUGGAUCAAGUCAUGAAGAGAACAAGUAUUCAGAGAUUAAAUCAGCUUGCUGGCCACGGAAAGCCUCAGCAACGACCUGCAACUCAUUCGGAGACUACCGAAGAAUUUCCCCAGGCUGUAUCUUCUAAAGCUACCAUGACUGACGAUAAAGAAAACGAAAAAAUUGCUAAUAAUCAAGCUUUACAUCCAGUGUCUCCAAAAAUAAUUCAGAUAGAAGAAAGACAAGAUACAGUUAAAAAAAUUACUCCUGAAAAAAUAAAACCAACUAUUGUUAGAAUAGAAAACGUAGCGAUGAAGUUAAACUCUCGUCAAAUGGAAUCUCUAUCGCGUAAAGUCAAGUCACCGAAAAAAAUAAUUGAUAAUCAAUUAACAGAGGAUAAAUUAAUUAAAAAAUCUCGUUCAACCGAAGACAAACCUAAGGUUUUAAAAUCGCCUGAAAUUUUGGAACCAAAUGUUCCGGAUAAAAGUAAAAGUACUGAGAAGUAUCCUCGGGAUACGAGAAAUGAUAAAUUAUUAGAAAUGCAGUCUCAAAUAGUAUUUGGCAGUGAAAAAAAUCCAAAAGUACUGACUUGUUGGAUGCCAAAUAUCAAAAAGUUGUCAGAGAAAAAAUAUGGACUUGUCUUUGAAGGAAAAUUGCUGAAUGAAGCUGGUCAUGUUAGUACUAAAAAAUACGUGACUGACAUGAUAAUUCGUCGAGUAACUCCAAAAUUGGUUGAAACUGUGAAUAAUGAAUUUUACGAAUUGUCUGGAGAUAUAGUUAACAACAAGCACUUGGUACCACAGGAACUUCAAAAGCUUUGUCUUGAUGGUUGUCCUGCAAAGAUCACGGCUUUUUGUGAAAAGUGGGCAAAUAUUAAAUAUGAUAAUUCGAAUGCCGCAACGCAGUCGCUAAAUGGAUCGGUAGAUAUAGCAAGUGCACCGACGAGCUCGCGUGGCCGUCGAAUUGUACAAUCAUUACGUUACUGGGAGGGCGAAAGAUUAUCCAUGAAAGGCGACGAAGUCUAUUACAGUCCAGGACACUUCCAAGAGUCGAUUACUUCUUCCAACGAAGCUUCAAAAAAGGAUACUUUACACAGCUCACCUAGAAAACAACAAAGUACUUCCAAAAAUGAGUUGACGGUGGUGAAAAAAAAUCAAAGUCAUUUAGAGAAGGAAAAAAAAUCUAAACCACCUGUAGAGCAAGAUGAUUUAGUUAAUGCUAAAAAAUUGAAAGACAAUAAUAAUUACAAUUUAAAUAACAAAAAAUCUUCUGCGAAGAAAACAGCGAGUCCUCGAGUGUCAGAAAGCCGGAGGCGCAGUCAAAGAUUCAGAAGUCUUAAAAGAAAAUCUUACCGUGAAGUUAAGUCGUCCAGUGACUCUAGUGAUUCGGAUGAUGGAAAAUUACAGUCGAAGCGAAGAAGAAAUGUUAAUCGCAAUGAGUUGAGACCUGAGGAUAACGAUAGAAAAAUAGGAUCUAAAAAUAAAUCAAAACAUGACAGAGGUUCUUCAGAUUCAGAUAAAACUCCACAGGGAACUUCUUAUCAGUAUCGAAAAGUAGCUUACCGUGAUAAAUUUUUUUCCGAUGAAUAA